AUGGUGCUCGCCCAGUACAAGCUUUGCCUUGGAGCCACUGGGAUCUGGGCUUCAUUUGAGCAAGGGGAGAAUGCGCAGGUGAAUAGCGACUGGCGGGGCCCUGAAAGCCAGGAGAUGUACCUUUUUAACUUGACAUCACUCACCAAGUCUGAAAAUGUCUUGUCAGCUUCAGUGUAUUACUAUAUUGGUGAUCUGCUGCAUGUCAAGCGGAACUGUUCCCUGUCCAGAGGCUGUUCUCAUCAUGGGCGCAGCAAACCUGAAAUUCAGAUGCAUCUCUCAGUUUGGACCUUUCCUGCUGCUGGGAACCGGACACGGAGCCUGGGACAUUUCCUAAUAAAUGUCUCCACUGCUUACCAGGAUGUCCUAUCCUGGCAGUGGAAGGAUAUCACUUGGCUCCUGCAUGAAGCGAAACGGAACGAUGAACUCCUGAUUGGUGUCAAAAUGGACCCAACCAGCCAUCGCCCCCGGAAGAGAGCACGUUCUCGCUAUGAACCCUACAUUCUGAUUUAUGCCAAUGAUUCUGCUAUUGCAGAGCCAGAGAGCGUUGUCUCUAGUUUGCACCGUCAUCCUCUGGCAAGGGUCUUUCCCAGACCGGAAAACCACGCCAGGAACAGCCUUGGGAAGCAGAGGCGAAAACGCUCUGCGAGCGUCCUGUUGCCAUUGCAGAAUAAUGAGCUUCCAGGAGCCGAGUACCAGUACAGCGAGAGAUGGGAAGAGAGAAAACCCUACAAAACCUUCCAGCCACAGUUAGCGGGGAGGAUGAAGAGUAAGAAAAAGCAGAGGAAGAAUCAUCACCAGAAGAGUCAGACUCUACAGUUUGAUGAGCAAACACUGAAGAAGGCGAGGAGGACACAGUGGAAUGAGCCGAGGUACUGCGCCCGGCGAUAUCUCAAGGUGGAUUUUGCAGAUGUUGGCUGGAGUGAGUGGAUCAUUUCUCCAAAGUCCUUUGAUGCCUAUUACUGCUCAGGGGAAUGCCAGUUCCCCAUUCCAAAGGCCUUGAAGCCAUCCAACCAUGCUACUAUCCAGAGCAUUGUGAGAGCUGUCGGUGUUGUCCCGGGCAUUCCUCAGCCCGGUGUUGUCCCGGGCGUUCCUGAGCCUUGCUGCGUUCCUGACAAAAUGUCAUCUCUUAGUAUCUUAUUCUUUGAUGAAAAUAAAAACGUGGUUCUUAAGGUGUACCCCAACAUGACAGUGGAAUCUUGCGCGUGCAGAUAA
This is a messenger RNA of Merops nubicus (carmine bee-eater), 1212 nucleotides long. RefSeq names its product bone morphogenetic protein 3 (gene BMP3). The record is from RefSeq and is a predicted model, not a curated record. Gene Ontology annotation, biological process: BMP signaling pathway; SMAD protein signal transduction. The coding region runs from base 1 to 1212 and encodes 403 amino acids. Gene Ontology annotation, molecular function: cytokine activity; growth factor activity. The transcript has 3 exons. Gene Ontology annotation, cellular component: extracellular region. NCBI's taxonomy places the organism in Eukaryota, Metazoa, Chordata, Aves, Coraciiformes, Meropidae.